Molecule: messenger RNA, 246 nt
Organism: Sphenostylis stenocarpa
Lineage: Eukaryota; Viridiplantae; Streptophyta; Magnoliopsida; Fabales; Fabaceae
Source: the annotation of a GenBank genome assembly
AUGGAGGUGGUGGAGAUUUGUAGUAAUGGUGGGGUGGAGACUGGUGCACAUAUAGAGGAGGUGGUGAAGGAGAUGGUGGUGGUAGUGACUUAUGGACAUGCGGUGGUGGAGGAGACGGAUGUGCUGCUGGUGGAGAGGGUGGUGGAGGAGAUUUAUGAUCAUAAGGUGGGCUUACUUGGUUAUAUGGUGGUGUUGGAUAUGAUGGUUGGCCACAAUAAGACUUAUCAUCAGCACCAGCACAGAUAG